CUCUUUCUCUCCUCCAUUUCGCUCUGCUCCUCAAUUUUUAUUUAUUUUUCAUUAAUUUUAUUUCUCUGGUUUUUCUCUCAAAUCUUGAGGCUGUGCUGCUCGUGAGUCUCGGAUGUCCGAUUUGAUUUUGAUUUAAAUUAAUACGGCGUCGUUUUCUGGAGCUAGGGUUUCGGCGGAGUUCGAUUUAGGGUUUCUGUUGGUGGAUUUCGUUUUCGUAAUUUCGGCUGGAAUUGGAGCGAUCUGGAAGCCUAAUAAGGUUUUGUGAUUGUACAUCGAAAUUGGGUAUUUUAUUGGGUAUGAAAAUUGGGGAUUUUGGGAGGUUAAUUUAGGGUUUUGGAUAAGAAAUAGGGGGAAAAUGGGGAAGGUUUCGCCGAAAGAGAGGGGUGUGAAGAAUUCGAAGCAGAGAAAGGGCUCCAGGGGGUCAGGGAAGAAGUAUCUGAAGCCGGGGGCGCUUGCUCAGCUUAAGUACAGCAAGGCCAGUUCGGCGAAGGCGUGUACUGAUCUGGGGAGGAAGAGAGUGGCUGUGGUGGAGACGAAGAAGGGUGAUGAUGUUGAUUUGGGGAUUGAAGAUAGGGGUGUUAUUGAUAGGAGCCCUUUGAUGCUUUCACCGGUGAAUUUGGUUAGGCAGAGUAGUUUGUUGAAGACACCGAGGAGCCCUUUGAUGUUGUCGCCUGUGAAUCUGGUUAAGCAGAGUUGUUUGCUCAAAACACCAAGGACUCCUCUGAUGUUGUCUCCUGUGGAUUUCGUUAGGCAGAAUAGUCUGACGAAAACACCAAAGACCCCCAGGUUGGAAGAUUGUGACUCGGAGUCCAGGCUUGAGUCGCUUCCUAUGGAUUUACUGGUUAAAUUAUUGUGUCACCUGCACCAUGACCAACUGAAGCCAGUGUUUCAUGUUUCUCAAAGAAUUAGAAAAGCUGUUAUACUUGCAAGGCAGUAUCACUUUAAUUAUACAACUCCAGAUCGCUCUCGACAGGAGAUGUUGAGAACGAUGACGCCCCACCCCACUGAAGUCUGGCCUUUCAAAAGCAAGGGAGAUGGCAAGGGUACAUGGAUACGAAGCCCACAUACUCCAAAAGCACCAAGACAUGGUCCCAGGCCACCAUCUCGCCUCAAAGUUUCAGAAAUACGGCAGGUUGCUGCAGUUCUCUUUCAGGAGUCAAAUUUCCCCUCUAGAUGCAUGGUGCCAUCUUCCUUACCAAAACCCCUUUGCAAAUCUUUGGCUUCCAAUCGAGUUUUGUUCUAUGAGGAAGAGUUAUGUCAGGCUGUGGCUCAGAAUAAGCUUCUUUAAGCUCGUCGUUGCCUCAAGUAUCUGUAUGUAUAUAGUUUGCUUGCGUUAUCUAUAUAGGUGGCAUGGUCAGGUUAGGGAGUAUGAAGUUUUGUAGCUUUGCUGGGGAAGAUAUAGGAGAUAUGGAACCCUCAUGUAUUUGAAUUAGGAGGCAAAAGAAAUCAGAUCAUGGUGUCGGGAAUAAUGUUUUUCAAAACUGGUUACCUGUAUAUUUCCUAUGUAUGUUUGCUGUCUUAGCAAAUAGCAUUAUCAACUUUGGUGUCUGUACCGAAGUCGAUCUUAGUAG
Messenger RNA from Fragaria vesca subsp. vesca, 1571 nucleotides. RefSeq names its product F-box protein At4g35930-like. The record is from RefSeq and is a predicted model, not a curated record. Bases 356 to 1288 code for a protein of 310 amino acids. The transcript has 5 exons. Lineage: Eukaryota; Viridiplantae; Streptophyta; Magnoliopsida; Rosales; Rosaceae.